AUGCUACUAUUAGAAAAUUCAAAAAGCUCAAAUUAUUUUACUACAAAUUAUAAAUGUACAGAAAAUAGCAAAACAGAAAAUUUGAUUGCAAGAGAUUUAAUUUCACAUCCUCAUAAUGAUCCUAAUAAAUUUGGAUCUUUAUCCAAAAAAAUAUUUAUCAACGAGGACAAGUUUGAUCAUGAUGAAGGUGAUCAAAUUGAAAAAGAUAGAGAAGAAUUUAAACCAUUUCAUAAAAAAUUAACAACUAAACAAUAUGCAGAUAUAAUAAAAAACUUUUUAAAACAAAAUCAACUAAAAGAAGCCUUAAAUGUCCUAGAAAUACGUAUGUUAAAAGAAGAUCGCGUUAAACCAGAAAGUUAUAUUUAUAGUUUAUUAAUUGGAGCUUGUGGUCGAGCUGGCUAUACAAAAAAAGCUUUUGAAUUAUUUAAUAAUAUGAAAAAACGUGGAUUAAAAGUACAUCCAGGCGCGUAUACAGGGUUAUUCAAUGCAUGUGCUAAUAGUCCAUGGAAAGAAGACGGUUUAAGUCGUGCAAUAAAACUUCAACAAUUAAUUAUCGAUCAAAAUUAUUACCCAAAUGAUUCCAAUUACAAUGCAAUGAUUAAGGCAUUUGGACGUUUGGGUGACUUACCGCGUGCUUUUAGUAUUGUAGAUGAAAUGAUCACCAGAAAUUUUAAAAUCAAAAGUGAUACGAUGAAUUUUUUAUUACAAGCAUGCGUUAGUAGCGAAACUGAUGGAUUUCGAUAUGCAUUAGUUGUUUGGCGUAAAAUGUUACAGAAAAAUAUCCAACCAAAUAUUUAUAGCUUUAAUUUAAUGUUAAGAUCGGUACGAGAUUGUGGUCUAGGAAAUCAAGAUGAAGCGAAUAAAAUAAUAUUAAACAUGAUUGAAAAUUCAGAAACGAUAAAACUUGAAGAUUCGAAUAAAUUUUUAUUAAGUGAUACUCAAAGUAUUACCCUUUCAUCAAAUAGAAAGUUGCAAAGCGAUCCAAAUUUAGAAAACGUUAAAAUUAAUGAACCUUUACAGAGAAUUUUCAAUCCAGGAAUUCAGUCAGACAAACAAGUAAUUGUUGAAGAAUUGAUGGAAAAUCAAAAUUUUGAUAAGUCCGAUCAACUACUAGAAUCAAAUAAUUCUUCCCAAAUUAAUCAAGAUUUAUUAGAUAAUUCAGAAAAUGAAAAAAUUGAUGGGUCUUUGGAUAAAAUUUUAAACAAACAAGAAAUUGUUGAAAACUUAUUGGAAAAUCAAAAUUUAGAUAAAUCGGAUCAACUAAUAGAUAAUAAUUAUAAAUCUUUGGAAUCAAAUAAAUCUUCCCAAACAUGCAUAACAGAUAUAAAAGAAAAUCGACCGAAUUUAUUAGCGAAACAACCAAGUUUAGGAAAUAUUAUCGCUUUAAAUGAAGUAAAAAAGCCAGAAGAUCGUUUACUAUUAUUGGGUGGCGCAAAUGGAUUUCUUAUGGAAAUGCAAACGUAUGGAAUACAACCGGAUAUUAGAACGUUUACACAAUUAUUAAAUUGUAUUCCACCAACAAAAUCAGCGGAAAAACAAUUAAUGGCAACCAUGAAGAUAAUGAAAAUUAAACCGGAUGUGGAUUUUUAUAAUAUGUUAAUUAAAAAACGUAGCAUGAGAUUUGAUCAUGAAGGAGGAAAGGACGUUCUGCAAAUGAUUGAUGAAGCGGGCUACAGACCGAAUUUAAUUACAUAUGGAGUUUUAGCAAUUGGAUGUAAAAAUCGUGAUGAAGCCAAACGUUUAUUAUCCCUGAUGGAAGUCGAAGAAUAUCGAAUAAAUAGUGAAAUUCUUGGUGCAAUGUUACAACAAGCAUGUUAUAGAAACGAUUUUGGUUACGUGAUGUAUAUAAUGGAAUUAUGUUUGAAGAAAGAAAUUCAACCAAAUAAAAAAUUUAUGGAACAUUUAUUAGAAUUUCGAAGGAAAUGUUUAAAGAUGUUAAGGGAAAAAACGCAUCACGUAGAUUUAUCUCAAGAAGGUUAUUUUCAAAGUGGUUUUAAGCUUUUUAAUGCCCGCUAUCAAACAUGGAAAACACAAGUGAAAAUUGAUGAAGUUGAAGAAGCGCAUCCAUGGGAACAAUUUCGUACAACUUUAAAUACAACAAAUAGUAAAGAUUUUAAGGAUCCAAAUGCACAUUUCAAACCUAGACGUUUAUCACGAUUUAAAGUAAAAACAUCAACAAAGGUCAUUGGUUAA
Messenger RNA from Chrysoperla carnea, 2193 nucleotides. RefSeq names its product pentatricopeptide repeat-containing protein 1, mitochondrial. The coding region runs from base 1 to 2193 and encodes 730 amino acids. Lineage: Eukaryota; Metazoa; Arthropoda; Insecta; Neuroptera; Chrysopidae. The record is from RefSeq and is a predicted model, not a curated record. The transcript has 6 exons. Gene Ontology annotation, molecular function: protein binding; tRNA binding. Gene Ontology annotation, cellular component: mitochondrial matrix. Gene Ontology annotation, biological process: tRNA 3'-end processing.